AUGCUCCUUUGCAUUCCCUAUUUGGCUCAGAAUCACAAUUGUUCAGGAAUCGAGAUCGAACCUCACUGUCAUCUCUACAUCUCUACUUUAAAACUGCAAUAAAUUUUCUGUGAAAAUAACACAAGCCUUCCGUGAGUGACAGGCUUUUGCUUGGGUUGGAUUGAGCUUUACCAGCCACAGGUUAUCAUACAGAAAAAGCGUCGUGAAGAUUUACAAAUAUUAAAAAUAUUUAUCCGUUCCAGGGGCUUAAUGGAGAGCUCAGAGAAUUCAAAGCGUGAAUUGCGCAAUCCGAGCAUCAACUCAAGAACAUUUACUUCAGAAGUGUUUGACACAGAAGUUGUACCGUCGUCGCUUGCAAGUAUUGCACCAAUUCUGCAGGUUGCCAGUGAAAUAGAAUCGGAGCGUCCACGUGUCGCAUAUCUGUGCAGAUUUUACGCAUUUGAGAAAUCUCAUCGGCUAGAUCCCACUUCGAGCGGAAGAGGCGUUCGCCAAUUCAAGACUGCUUUGCAGAAACGUUUGGAUAAGGACAAUGGACAAACACUAGCUUCAAGAGUUUUCUCGAAGGAUGCACAAGAAAUUGAGCGUUUUUACAGCCAAUAUUAUGAAAACUAUGUCAGGGCUCUUGAUAGAGCUGAACAGGCUGACAGGGCUCAGCUUGCAAAGGCCUAUCAGACAGCUGGGAUUCUUUUUGAAGUGCUGUGUGCUGUUAAUAAAACUGAAAAAGCAGCAGUUGCUCCUGAGAUUAUGGCAGCAGCCAAAGACGUUCAAGAAAAAAAGGAAAUAUAUGCACCUUAUAAUAUCCUUCCUCUUGAUGCUGCAAGUGCUUCACAAGCAAUUAUGCAACAGGAAGAGGUAAGAGCUACUGUAGCUGCCCUGCGCAACAUCCGUGGCUUGAAUUGGCCUUCCUCAUUUCAGAAGCAGCAGCAGAAGACAAGAGAACUAGAUCUUCUUGAUUGGUUGCAGGCAUUGUUUGGCUUUCAGACAGAUAAUGUUGCGAACCAAAGGGAGCAUUUAGUUCUUCUAUUGGCCAAUGUACACAUAAGAUUAGAGCCUAAGCCAACACCUCUCAAUGUGCUUGACAAACGUGCAAUAGAUUCAGUAAUGAGUAAGCUGUUCAAUAACUACAAGAAGUGGUGCAAAUUUCUUGGUCGGAAGCAUAGUUUAAUCUUGCCAAAAGUAGAGCAAGAGAUACACCAGCGUAAAAUACUUUACAUGGCACUCUACCUGCUGAUAUGGGGUGAAGCUGCAAACAUUCGCUUUAUGCCAGAAUGCCUUUGCUAUAUUUUUCAUAAUAUGGCCUAUGAACUACAUGGAAUGUUAGAGGGAAAUGUCAGUGUUGUCACAGGGGAGAAUAUCAAACCAGCAUAUGGUGGCGAUGAAGAAUCAUUUCUGACAAAAGUCAUAACACCUCUAUAUCAUAUAGUUGAAAAGGAAUCUAAGAAAAAUAGGAAUGGAACAGCACCUCAUUCAACUUGGUGCAACUACGAUGACUUGAAUGAAUAUUUCUGGUCAGUUAAUUGUUUUCGCCUUGGUUGGCCAAUGCGUGAUGAUACUGACUUUUUCAGAACUUCAACAGAUACAGGAUCUUUGACACGUAAAAGCACAACAAAAAGAAUGGGAAAGAUGAACUUUGUGGAGAUGCGUACAUUCUGGCACAUUUUUCGAAGUUUUGAUAGAAUAUGGACAUUCCUCAUUCUGGCAUUACAGGUCAUGAUCAUUAUUGCUUGGAAUGGAUCCAAGUCCCUAAAGGAUAUUUAUCAAACUGACCUUUUUGUGCAAGUCUUGAGUAUAUUCAUUACAGCAGCAAGCUUACGGCUUAUUCAGGGCAUCUUGGAUGUUUUCAUGAACUUUCAGGCUUAUAACAGCACAAGAAUCACUGUUCUGAUCCGGCUAGUUGUGAAGCCAGUUGUUGCAGUUGCAUGGGUUAUCAUCCUUCUGCUAUGCUAUGUGCAUACAUGGGAAAAGCCACCUGGAAUUUUGAAAACCAUUCAGAUGUGGAUUGGAUAUAGAGGAAAGAUGCCAUCAUUAUAUAUAUCAGCUGUCGUCAUCUAUUUGCUCCCCAAUAUACUAUCUGCUGCAUUCUUUGUGUUUCCAUUGCUGCGGAGAUGGAUUGAAAAAUCUGAUUGGCAUAUUAUACGUUUUCUCCUCUGGUGGUCACAGACAAGAAUUUAUGUUGGGAGAGGAAUGCACGAGAGUCAAUUCACACUUUUCAAGUAUACCUUAUUCUGGAUGCUGCUAUUGAUCAGUAAAUUGGCUUUCAGCUACUACAUACAAAUAAAACCUCUUGUACAGCCAACAAAGGACAUAAUGAAAGUAACACAUAUUCGUUACCUGUGGCACGAGUUAUUCCCAAAUGUACCAGGAAAUAUAGGGGCAGUUAUAUCUCUCUGGGCACCUGUAAUAUUGAUUUAUUUCAUGGACAUCCAGAUUUGGUAUGCAAUAUUUUCCACCUUAUCUGGUGGUUUUAGUGGAGCCAUGAGAAGGCUUGGAGAGAUCCGGACAUUGGGAAUGUUGAGAUCAAGAUUUCAUUCUUUACCUGGUGCAUUCAAUGCUUAUUUGGUGCCAUCUGAAAGGCGUCUGCAAAGAAAAUUUUCUUUUGCUCGGCGAUUUGAAGAGGUUUGCCCAAGCAGAAAGACAGAAGCUGCCAGAUUUGCACAGUUGUGGAAUGAAGUUAUUUGUAGCUUCCGUGAGGAAGACAUAUUAAGCAACAGAGAAAUGGACCUUUUACUCGUUCCAUAUUCCUCAGAUUCAAGUCUAAAUCUAAUUCAGUGGCCUCCAUUUUUGCUGGCCAGCAAGAUUCCAAUAGCAUUGGAUAUGGCAGCUCAAUUUAGGGCAAGAGAUGCAGAUCUCUGGAAACGCAUAUGUGCUGACAAGUAUAUGAAAUGUGCAGUUAUUGAAUGUUACGAGUCUUUCAAACAUGUGUUGAAUACACUAGUUGCUGGGGACAAUGAGAAAAGGAUAAUAGAAAUAAUCUUAGAGGAGGUUGAAGCAAAUAUCUCAAAAAAUACACUUCUAGCCAACUUCAGAAUGAGUGCUUUACCUACCAUUUACAGAAAAUUUGUGGAGCUCAUUGAGAUAUUGAAAAACAGUGAAGCAUCUAUGCGUGACAAUGUAGUACUAUUACUUCAAGAUAUGCUAGAAGUUGUAACUCGUGAUAUGAUGGUUAAUGAAAUUAGAGAGCUUUUAGAAUCUAGUCAGGGAAAGCAAGAGGCAAACAAUGGAAGGUAUGACUCUGUAGAUGCACCCCAAACAAAUAGACAGUUGUUUGCGGGCACUAAACCUAAACCUGCAGUCAUCUUUCCACCCCCAGCAACAUCCCAGUGGAUUGAACAGAUAAAAAGGCUUUACUUGCUUUUAACAGUGAAGGAAUCUGCCAUGGACGUACCACUUAAUCUUGAAGCACGUAGACGCAUAUCUUUUUUUGCAAACUCUUUAUUUAUGGAUAUGCCAUAUGCACCUACAGUUCGGAAAAUGCUCUCUUUCAGUAUUCUUACUCCAUACUAUAGUGAAGAGACAAUUUAUUCAAAAGGUGACCUUGAACUUGAAAAUGAGGAUGGAGUCUCAAUUGUCUUUUACCUGCAAAAGAUCUUUCCAGAUGAAUGGAGUAACUUUAUGGAGCGCUUAAAUUGUAAAAGGGAAAGUGAAGUAUGGGCAAGUGAAGAGAAUGUGCUUCAACUUCGUCAUUGGGCUUCGCUAAGAGGUCAAACGCUGUCUAGAACUGUCCGUGGCAUGAUGUAUUAUAGAAGAGCACUGAAGCUACAAGCAUAUCUUGAUAUGGCUUCAGAAAGUGAGAUUUUAGAAGGUUACAAGGCAACAGCUUUUCCAACUGACGACGAUAUAAAGAGCCAGAGGUCAUUAUAUGCUCAAUUAGAAGCUAUGGCUGACAUGAAAUUCACUUAUGUUGCUACCUGCCAAAACUAUGGUAUCCAAAAACAAAUUGGAGAUCGUCGAGCUACAGAUAUUUUAAAUCUAAUGGUUAACAAUCCUUCCUUGCGUGUGGCAUAUAUCGAUGAGGUUGAAGAGAGGGAAAAGAACAGUGUCAAAAAAGUGUACUAUUCAGUAUUGGUUAAAGCAGACAAUAACCGUGAUCAGGAAAUAUACCGCAUUAAACUACCGGGACCAGCAAAACUGGGGGAGGGGAAACCAGAAAAUCAGAACCAUGCCAUUAUUUUUACACGUGGUGAAGCACUGCAGACUAUUGACAUGAAUCAGGAUAAUUAUUUGGAAGAAGCUCUUAAGAUGCGUAAUUUAUUGGAAGAGUUCCAUGAAGACCAUGGUGUACACCCUCCAACAAUUUUAGGUGUCCGUGAACACAUUUUUACUGGAAGUGUAUCCUCAUUGGCUUGGUUUAUGUCUAAUCAAGAAACAAGUUUUGUUACAAUUGGUCAGCGGGUUCUUGCUAGCCCUUUGAAGGUACGUUUCCAUUAUGGCCAUCCUGACGUCUUUGAUAGGAUAUUCCAUAUCACGCGAGGAGGCAUAAGUAAGGCAUCACGUGUCAUUAACUUGAGUGAGGACAUCUUUGCAGGCUUCAACUCCACCCUAAGACAAGGCAAUGUCACUCACCAUGAAUAUAUUCAAGUGGGAAAAGGUCGAGAUGUGGGACUAAAUCAAAUCUCACUCUUUGAAGCAAAGGUAGCCUGUGGCAAUGGGGAGCAGGCAUUAAGUCGAGAUAUUUACCGACUAGGGCAUCGGUUUGACUUCUUCCGGAUGCUGUCAUGCUAUUACACAACUGUUGGGUAUUAUGUCAGUACAAUGUUGGUUGUGAUCACUGUGUAUGCAUUUCUAUAUGGGCGUCUCUACUUGGCACUAAGUGGGUUAGAAAAGUCACUGCUAAAAAAAGCAGAAGUCAAUGAAAAUUAUCCUCUCGAGGCAGCUCUUGCGUCACAAUCUCUAGUUCAGAUAGGCAUAUUGAUGUCUUUACCAAUGGUUAUGGAGAUUGGCUUAGAAAGAGGCUUCCGGUCUUCAAUUGGCGAUUUCAUUAUCAUGCAACUUCAGCUUGCCUCUUUCUUUUUCACAUUCUCUCUGGGAACAAAAACUCAUUAUUUUGGGCGGACAAUUUUGCAUGGUGGUGCAAAGUACAGGGCCACUGGACGAGGUUUUGUGGUGCGACAUGAAAAAUUUGCAGAAAAUUAUAGGCUUUAUUCAAGAAGCCAUUUUACAAAAGGGCUGGAGCUGAUGAUGCUUCUGUUUGUGUACAACAUUUAUGGUGCAGCAACAAAAGAUUCUUUAGCUUAUCUGUUUAUAAACAUUUCAAUGUGGUUCCUGGUAGCAGCAUGGUUAUUUGCUCCAUUCUUGUUUAACCCAUCAGGGUUUGAAUGGCAAAAGAUUGUUGAUGAUUGGGAAGAUUGGAGCAAAUGGAUAAGCAGCUGGGGUGGUAUUGGUGUGCCUGCAAAUAAAAGCUGGGAAUCUUGGUGGGAUGAGGAACAGGAGCAUCUUCGGUAUACCAGAUUUCUUGGACGAAUAUUAGAGAUUGUUCUUUCCUUCAGAUUCUUUAUAUACCAAUAUGGUUUGGUGUACAAUUUAAAAAUAGCAAAUGGAAAUCAAAACAUAAUUGUGUAUGGCCUAUCAUGGCUUGUUAUUGUAGUCGUACUGCUGAUUUUAAAGGUGGUGUCCAUGGGACGAAAAAAGUUCAGUGCAGAUUUUCAGUUAAUGUUCAGAUUACUCAAACUACUCCUCUUCUUCGGAACCAUUGCAAUCAUUGUAAUACUAUUUACUCUCCUUAACCUCUCCGUAGGGGAUCUAUUCGCCAGUAUUUUAGCCUUCAUGCCAACAGGGUGGGCAUUGCUUCAGAUUGCUCAGGGAUGCAGACCAGUGGUGGUGAAGAUUGGUUACUGGGAAUCAGUAAAGUCCCUUGCAAGAGCCUAUGAUUAUGUGAUGGGGUUGGUCAUUUUCUUACCUGUUGCAGCACUUGCAUGGUUCCCCUUUGUUUCUGAGUUCCAGACUCGCCUGCUCUUCAAUCAAGCUUUCAGCAGAGGUUUGCAGAUCUCCCGGAUAUUGGCGGGUGGAAAGAAGCAAAAUUAAACCAUUCAUUAUAGCAAUGUCGUAAAGUUGCUACUUUUUUUAUUUCUUUUCUGAUUUUUAAUUUCUUCGGAAUGUCCCUAUUGCAAUAGAGACGAGACAUUUUACUCCGCAUUAUUGUCCAAGUCUUGGUGGAUUAUUUUUUUUCCUAAAAUCUUCCUCCAACUUUUUGGUAGUGGCUUGGGCUAAAUCAAUGUAACGAAGACAUCAUCACCUUGGUGGUUUCAGUAUUGUUAGGUGAAAUUGAGUCCUUUGAUUUUCUAUUUUUUAUUUUUUUGGCUAAAUCAGUUUAUGAUCAUAAUGACAUCAAGAUUUUGCAAGUACUAACUACAAAUGAUAUGAAUUCAUUCGUUCUUUGGAUU
This is a messenger RNA of Cryptomeria japonica (Japanese cedar), 6380 nucleotides long. Its product is annotated as callose synthase 5. The record is from RefSeq and is a predicted model, not a curated record. Bases 250 to 6021 code for a protein of 1923 amino acids. Gene Ontology annotation, biological process: (1->3)-beta-D-glucan biosynthetic process. Gene Ontology annotation, molecular function: 1,3-beta-D-glucan synthase activity. Gene Ontology annotation, cellular component: 1,3-beta-D-glucan synthase complex; plasma membrane. The transcript is spliced from 43 exons. NCBI's taxonomy places the organism in Eukaryota, Viridiplantae, Streptophyta, Pinopsida, Cupressales, Cupressaceae.